Rhododendron vialii is the source of this 973-nucleotide messenger RNA. RefSeq names its product coatomer subunit zeta-2-like. Lineage: Eukaryota; Viridiplantae; Streptophyta; Magnoliopsida; Ericales; Ericaceae. Gene Ontology annotation, cellular component: COPI vesicle coat. The record is from RefSeq and is a predicted model, not a curated record. The transcript has 6 exons. Bases 122 to 595 code for a protein of 157 amino acids. Gene Ontology annotation, biological process: intra-Golgi vesicle-mediated transport; retrograde vesicle-mediated transport, Golgi to endoplasmic reticulum; intracellular protein transport.
UCUACGUAAACUUUUCCGUAUUUGCAAUUCUCAGUAAAGUGGAAAAGGACCCAACUCAAACUUUCCAUUUAAGCGCACAGUGGAUCUCGAUCUGCAAUUGCCGUGAGAAAAGAUUUCGUCGAUGGCGAACUUCUACCGUGAGACAUGCCCUACUAUAAAAAACAUACUCCUCCUGGAUUCUGAAGGGAAACGCGUUGCAGUCAAGUAUUACUCUGACGAUUGGCCGACUACUGGUUUAAAGUUGGGUUUUGAAAAAUCGUUAUUUUCUAAAACUCAAAAGACAAAUGCUCGGACAGAAGCGGAGAUAACAAUGUUUGAUAACUAUAUUGUGGUCUAUAAGUUUAUCCAAGACCUGCACUUCUUUGUGACUGCUGGCGAUGAAGAAAACGAGCUAAUAUUGGCGACAGUUCUUCAAGGCUUCGUUGAUGCGGUUUCCCUUCUCCUCAGGAGUAACGUUGAGAAAGCAGAGGCACUAGAGAACUUAGAUCUCAUUCUUUUAGGCCUUGAUGAGAUUGUUGAUGGAGGGAUGAUCCUCGAAACGGAUGGCAAUGUUAUUGCUGGAAAAGUGGCAACCCACACUCCACAGUGUGGAUGACGGUGCACCCUUGUCUGAGCAGACUAUAAGUCAAGCUUUGGCUACCGCACGUGACCACUUGGCAAGAUCUCUUCAAUGAUGAAGCAUCUGGGAGUGUAACUAGAGAAAACAAAUUGGCCUUCAUUCUUUGAGUAAUUCACAAAUAAUACAGCAGUUUGGGAGCUGUUUCGUUGAUACUCGGACGGUGAAACAUCACGGCAGUCAGCUGCAUAUUGUUAGCAUCUUUACAUUCCCAAGUCGAUAAGUAAUUCGGCUAGUCGGAUAAAUUGCUUUCUGAGUGAACGAAUAAUCUCGCCUUUAUGCUCUUACAAGGUGCACUUAUAUUUUGUGGUUGAUUUCCCAGUUGAGCUAUAUAAACCUCUCUUUUUUACAGCAACA